CCUGGUACAAUUCAUAAGGAUCAACGUGCCACAACUGCUUACAGUUUCCUCUGAGGUGAAGAUUUUUGGAAGGAACAUGAACCAGCAGCAUUUGUUUGAGCUCUGGUUCUGUCUGCUGUCCGUGUGUUUCCUGGUCUGGCUCGGUCAGGCCCAGGUCCCCGAGCCAGCACAGUGCCUCGUCUCUGGGAUCUACAACCUGACCCGGCCUCCGAUGGAGGAUGAGGAUGAGGGGAAGUGCUGGAGGGAUUGCGAUGCAGAGCCCGACUGCCACAUGGCAUUGAUAGUCAUACCACUCCGUGACAAAAAGCAGUGCCUGCUGGUCAACUGUCUGAACCAGACCAGAUACUCGUACACCCGACAUCCCAGCACAGAGAUCAGGGUUUACCCCAAGAGCACCAUUGAUGAUGACCAAAGAUACUAUUUAAUGACAGAUGAAUAUGGACUAGCUGAUGAGACGCUUCAUUGUUCAGAGUUCAUGAAUUGUAGCAGCUGCCAGUCGGGGAUUCCCAGAUUCUUCUACAACAGGACCAGUUACAGGUGUGAGAGCUUCCACGCUGGCUGUGGGUCCAAUAGAAACUCAUUUGAAACCCAGGAAGGGUGUGAAGCCCUCUGCAAUAAAAAGUUUCGUUGUUAUCGGCCCAUGCAGUAUGGAGCAGGCAGCUCAAACAUUUCCAUGUUCUUCUACAACAUGAAGAGCCAGAGCUGUGAGACAUUUAACUUCAGCGGCUACGGGUCCAACGGGAACAUCUUUCAGACUGAGGAGGAGUGUGAGAACCUCUGUGGUGACAUUAAAGCUACUACAACAAGCCGACCUGCUGUGACUACAGGUAUUUCACCUCCUGUAACCAGUGUCACUGCAGAUACUACAGUUGCUGUUCCUACAGAAAACACAGCUACUACAACCAGACGACCUGCUGUGACUACAGCAGGUAUUCGUCCUCCUGUAAUCAGUGUCACUGCAGGUUUCCUCAUUAUUCUGGUGGUUAUUCCAGUCAUCUUGUUUGUGUUCGCCAUCAUCGCUGCUGUCCAUUGUAUAUGCAACCACAAGCGUCCAUCUUCUGUCAGCUACAGAAAAUUAUCAGAUCUUGAUAGUGAAUCCUCCACGGAGUCAGAGUCUGUCGGGGUGAUCAUCGAAGCAGACGAGGACUGUUCUGGUGGUGGUGGUGAAUCCAAUAUUGUGCAACGCAGAUUUUCAUCAGAAGAUGCCAGUAUAGGCUUAAAUAAACAAAGUAGAGGAAGUAGAGGACGCCAACCGAAAACAAAACAAAAAGUUAGCAAGCGGUAACCUCCGGGGCUGAAAAAUGACGCUAACGCGGAAGUGCCAAAA
This is a messenger RNA of Thunnus maccoyii (southern bluefin tuna), 1327 nucleotides long. RefSeq lists its product as uncharacterized. Bases 77 to 1285 code for a protein of 402 amino acids. The record is from RefSeq and is a predicted model, not a curated record. The transcript has 11 exons. Gene Ontology annotation, molecular function: serine-type endopeptidase inhibitor activity. Lineage: Eukaryota; Metazoa; Chordata; Actinopteri; Scombriformes; Scombridae.